Closterium sp. NIES-65 is the source of this 1893-nucleotide messenger RNA. The record is from the annotation of a GenBank genome assembly. Lineage: Eukaryota; Viridiplantae; Streptophyta; Zygnematophyceae; Desmidiales; Closteriaceae.
AUGGACGUGGACGUGGACGUGGACGUGGACGUGGACGUCGACAUGGUCGUGGGCGUGGACAUGGACAUGGACGUGGACGUGGACGUGGACAUGGACGUGGACGUGGACGUGGACGUGGACGUGGACGUGGACAUGGACGUGGACGUGGACGUGGACAUGGACGUGGACGUGGACAUCGACGUGGACGUGGACAUGGACAUGGACGUGGACGUCGACGUGGACAUGGACGUGGACGUGGACAUGGACGUGGAUAUGGACGUGGACGUGGACGUGGACGUGGACGUGGACGUGGACAUGGACGUGGACGUGGACGUGGACGUGGACGUGGACGUGGACAUGGACAUGGACGUGGACGUGGACGUGGACGUGGACGUGGACAUGGACGUGGACGUGGACAUGGACGUGGACGUGGACAUGGACGUGGACGUGGACGUGGACGUGGACGUGGACAUGGACGUGGACGUGGACGUGGACAUGGACAUGGACGUGGACGUGGACGUGGACAUGGACGUGGACCUGAACAUAGACGUGGACGUGGACGUGGACGUGGACGUGGACGUGGACGUGGACGUGGACAUGGACGUGGACGUGGACAUGAACGUGGACGUGGACGUGGACGUGGACGUGGACGUGGACAUAGACGUGGACGUGGACGUGGACGUGGACGUGGACAUGGAGGUGGACGUGGACGUGGACGUGGACGUGGACGUGGACGGGGACGUGGACGUAGACGUGGACGUGGACGUGGACAUGGACAUGGACGUGGACGUGGACGUGGACAUGGACGUGGACCUGAACAUAGACGUGGACGUGGACGUGGACGUGGACGUGGACAUGGACGUGGACGUGGACAUGGACGUGGACGUGGACGUGGACGUGGACGUGGACGUGGACAUAGACGUGGACGUGGACGUGGACGUGGACAUGGAGGUGGACGUGGACGUGGACGUGGACGUGGACGUGGACGGGGACGUGGACGUAGACGUGGACGUGGAGGUGGACGUGGACGUGGACGUGGACCUAGAGGUGGACGUGGACGUGGACGUGGACAUGGACGUGGAUGUGGACGUGGACGUGGACAUGGACGUGGACGUGGACGUGGACGUGGACGUUGACGUGGACGUGGACGUGGUCGUGGACGUGGACGUGGACGUGGACGUGGACCUGGUCGUGGACGAGGACGUGGACGUGGACGUGGACGUGGACGUGGACGUGGACAUGGUCGUGGACGUGGACGUGGACGUGGACGUGGACGUGGACAUGGUCCUGGACAUGGACGUGGACGUGGACGUGGACGUGGACAUGGUCGUGGACGUGGACGUGGACGUGGACGUGGACGUGGACGUGGACCUGGUCGUGGACGUGGACGUGGACGUCGACGUGGACGUCGUCGUGGACGUGGACGUGGACGUUGACGUGGACGUGGACGUGGACAUGGUGGACGUGGACGUGGACGUGGACAUAGAGGUGGACGUGGACGUGGACGUGGACAUGGACGUGGACGUGGACGUGGACAUGGACGUGGACGUGGACGUGGACGUGGACGUUGACGUAGACGUGGACGUGGUCGUGGACGUGGACGUGGACGUGGACGUGGACGUGGACCUGGUCGUGGACGUGGACGUGGACGUGGACGUGGACGUGGACAUGGUCGUGGACAUGGACGUGGACGUGGACGUGGACGUGGACGUGGACAUGGUCAUGGACGUGGACGUGGACGUGGACGUGGACGUGGACGUGGACAUGGUCGUGGACGUGGACGUGGACGUGGACGUGGACGUGGACCUGGUCGUGGACGUGGACGUGGACGUCGACGUGGACGUGGUCGUGGACGUGGACGUGGACGUUGACGUGGACGUGGACGUGGACAUGGUCGUGUGGACGUGGUCGUAG